This is a messenger RNA of Macrosiphum euphorbiae (potato aphid), 492 nucleotides long. The record is from the annotation of a GenBank genome assembly. Lineage: Eukaryota; Metazoa; Arthropoda; Insecta; Hemiptera; Aphididae.
AUGUAUACAUUAUAUACAGGACCAAAUUCAGACAUCUUGUCCGUAAACAAUGUUAUUUGGUGGACAAACAACGUAUUGGAAGUUAGCCAUCAACACCUCCGCAUGCACAUGGGUAAUAUGCAUCAACCAGAACCAUGGGUGUUUUUAAAAGGGUUAAUUACAUACUCAAGUGGUGUAUUGGCCGAUUACAAUUUGGCAAUUGAUGGUAUCCAGGUCAGGGAACCACAACGGCAAAUCUGGAUAGACCACCAGCGAAACCUCGAUUUGGCUUCUAGGCUGUUAGCUGAAGGGCGUUACACAGUAUCUGAAUUUUUGGCAUGUACUAAACAUGUUACCCCAAAUUUUGGAGUAGUCAGACCCAUGCAUAUUGCCCAACCACUUCCACUUCCUGAAAUACAACCGGUCGUUGAGAAUCGGCAACCAGUUAAUGCCAGGGAAUUUAUUUUAGAAAGAUGGCCUAUUGUUGAUGGAGAAAUAAAUAGUAAAAUUUAA